Messenger RNA from Lampris incognitus (smalleye Pacific opah), 3945 nucleotides. RefSeq names its product LIM domain only protein 7-like. The record is from RefSeq and is a predicted model, not a curated record. Gene Ontology annotation, biological process: regulation of cell adhesion; regulation of signaling. Gene Ontology annotation, molecular function: protein binding. NCBI's taxonomy places the organism in Eukaryota, Metazoa, Chordata, Actinopteri, Lampriformes, Lampridae.
AUGGAGUGGCGCGAGCAGACCAGCGUGAGUUGCGAGGACGCCUUCCGGGAGGCUCGGCGCUGGAUGGAGGAAGUGACCGGGAAGCCGUUCGGUAGCAGACAUUUCCGUGCUGCUCUAGAAAAUGGGGUGCUGCUGUGCGAUUUGAUCAACCAGCUGAAACCUGGACUUAUCAAGCGAGUCAACAGGCUCUCAACUCCCAUCGCAGGACUGGAUAAUGUGAGUGUAUUCCUUAAAGCCUGUGGAAAACUGGGACUGCAUGAAGCGCAGCUCUUCCACCCAGGGGACCUGCAGGACCUAUCCACUCGAGUAACACUCAGGCGAGAAGAAAGUAACAGGAGACUUAAAAAUGUUCUGAUCACAAUCUACUGGUUGGGCCGCAAGGCUCAGCUCGACCCGUUCUACAGCGGACCUCAGCUUAACUUGAAGGCCUUGGAGGGGCUGCUGGGUUUGGCCCUGUCCAGGGCUCUGGAGGAGGGCGGCAGUGUGUCUCUGAAGGGCAGCGGACACGGCGAGUCCUGGUAUUUGCCGAGGGAAGACCAGCUGCGUGUGAGACCGGGCUACGGGAGAGAGUACUCCGUGGACUGCGUCGACUCGCCGACCCUCCACUCAGGCUGUGGCAGUGACACAGAGGCAGAUCAGGUGUUUCAGAUGGAGACCACGCAGCCCACAUCUCCCGGAGACAGAGGCUCUGUCCCACCGUCACGCCUCGGGAGGACAUCUGCACGGCAGGAGAAUGGAACGGGCUAUCCCAGCCCACUCACCAGCAGCAAUGCAGGCGCUUCCAUUUUCCCUCGACCCCAACUGGCUCUAAUUCCCACUGACGAGCUUCUCCUGAGAGAUCUCUGUGAGGAAGACUCUGAGGACGACGAUAAAGAGGCGGACCCCGUCCUAGAUGACCUAUAUGCCCGCAGAGUGCGGCAGACCCUUCGCCAGACAUCCUCCAAUCUCCACUAUGACCACUUCUUGCCUCAAUACUGGACACCCGAGGAGGAGAUCCGCGUCCGCAGGAUCUACCUCGGCUCCCAGAGGAGACCCUGGUAUCGCAAAUUGCAGCGCUUAAGGAGUAAAUCUCUGAGUGACAUCCCGAUGGUGUCCCCCGCGCGUAUCUCUGAUGGCAAGGCCCGUGACGGCAGCGUGGCACGGGAGAGCAAGCGGGAACCGCUAGUGAGGAGCAGCACCAGGUUCAAGGACAGUGAGGCCAAGUGGCAGGAUGACUUGACAAAGUGGAAGAACCGUCGCAGGAGCACCACCUCUGACCUCCGUCGGAAGUUGCAAGAGCGGGAGCAUGUCAUUAAUCAGAUGAUCAGCGGGGCCAUGGCUAGCCCCAGGAAGACGGCGGGCGGGCCGCUGAAGAGGAUGGGAGCCCUCAUAGGAGCCAUGCCUGCGUCCAAUCCCACCUUCUUAGGGGAAGAUAUCCACCUGGCUACCCUAGCCUCAGAUGGAGGAGAGGUCACCACACCCUCUCUGGACUGCCCAUUGAGCUCUCAGGCCCAAGUCGAGGCCCGCGGCAACCUAGGACCUCUCGAAACCACAUUCGUGUUGAGCCAGCCUGCUACUGUCGACCAGAUUGCUUAUCCAGAUAUGCUGCAUAACAAGCCCGUAACAUCAACCACUAAUGGCUCUAGAGCAGAUGUCACCGACACGCUCAUUUCUGCUGUGUCCAGUGGUUCUAGUCGCCAGGCGUUCUCAUCUUCCAUCGAGUCCACACCACAGCCCAGUCCAGUCAGCCAUGUAACUGUGGAUUCUGUGACAGACUUGUCCUACCAGAACAAGGAUUCCCCGACAGAGGCCCAGACGAGAUCCAGCCAGCAGCCCGCAGGCCUCUACAGGCAGGUUGCAUCCUCGCAGAUAAGAAUUGAGCAACAGGCUAGAGUCAAACAGGAGAGAGAGAAAGAGAGUGGCAAACAGAAGGCGAAGGGAGAAGGUGGUGGGCAGGUGGAGGAUGGUGCUACUUCCUUCAGCCGGACGUCUCGCCAGACCAGCGGAUUUCACCAUCAGCCUUACGCCAACAAACACUUCCUCCACAGCAAAAGCCUGUCUCUGGGAGGGCAAGAUAAGAUGGCGGAGGUAUAUCGCAGUGACUUGAGGGUGAGUCUGAGUCUUAAACCGAACAGUAGACCAGACUUCGGUUUCCAAACCCACUGGGACUCCACCGGAGUUAGAGUCAAGUCUGUUCAAGUCGGCGGUCCCGCAGAACUGUGCCAGCUGCGUGUGGGGGAUGAGAUUGUAGCUGUCAAUGGACUCGCAGUGACCUACAUGAGCUAUGAUCAGUGGAACAGUACCAUGGCCUCCGCGCUGCACACCGGCGGUCUCACCAUGGAGCUUCGACGCUACGGCAACAAAGAUUGGAGCAGCAACGACGGAGGUCAUGCUAGCCUGCCGAGCCAGAGCAAGAAGGCCCUCAAUCUGACUGCUGCAGCGCCCAUGCUGAUAGGUCACCCAGAACCCCAUGCCAACAGCACUGCCGGUACAAAAACCAUGGAUGCAGAAUCUGCCCAGCUCAGUGGUACAGGAGGUACAGGCGUUAAUGGAGAGUCGGGUAACAACCCCAGCACCACCAGCAGCAAAGGUAUUGACACAAAUGGCGCAAAAUAUGAACAUAUUGUUGUGACAAAUCGGGAAAGAAGAGCAGAUUUUUUCAAAGAGAAAGUGUGUUCCCGACCUGAUCGUACAGAUCCUGUCUCCACGCAGGGCCUCCUCCUUGGCCUGAUGAAGCUGCUUGAGUUUUGGUGUGAAUCAGGGCUUAUUACUGAAGGUGGUUCAGAGUCAGCCAUAUCUGAUCUUCAGGUGCCAUCCCUCAGCCAGUCCUCAUCCAGCUGGUCGUGGGACCAUGAAGAGGAGCGCAGGCGCCAGGAGAGGAGCAAUGUCAGCGAGACCAAGAGCGGCUUGAGGCAGAGUGGCGGAGAGCACAGCACGAUGCAACAAGAGAGGUGGACAGAAAAGCAGAGAUCUAAUUACUGUAAGUAUUUGCAGCAGAGCUCCUAUAAGGUAACUGGCGGCAUUAGGAACACGACCAGCAACCCGCCCCCUGCGAACCGACUGAUGAGUCAGAAUGGACACACUAAAUGGAGCGCCAACGGGGAAGAGGAGUCAAAACUACAGAGGGACGAGCAGGGGGCGCAGAAUGAGAAAAGUGACAAGGUGGCAGAACAGUACUGGGCUAGAGGCUCCAGUGGUUUUGCCCAGCUUUCUCCUGCAGACAGGUCAAAGUCGAGGUCAACUCCAGCACUGUCUGGCCUCCACAAACACACUACAGGUGAUCGCAGCACAAAGACGGGGCCGAGUGUCUCUAAAGCGGAGCAAGAAAGGCAGCAAAUUCUGGAGGAGAUGAAGAAGAGAACGCAGCUUCUGAAAGACAACAGUUGGAUACGCCAGCGCAGUACCAGCGUUUACAAAGAGCCCAUCUACAUGGGGGUCCCCAUGAGAAGGUACGAGUCUCUCGACAACCUCUACACUUCAUGGCGUCAGUCCCCUGUCUCCGCCACUUCCUCCUCUAUGGCCAGUUAUUACCGCCCCCAUUCAGCUGCCGCUGGCUACUCUGGCCCUGGUAGGAGCAUUUCUCCCCGAUACAGUGUGGGUGGGGCAGGUUUAUCCCAGAAGCCAGCAUCUUGGUCCAUGGACUCCUCCAGCACCUUUCCCGGUUACUUCGCCCCUGGAGACAAGCUGCCUGGCCAGUCACUGCCCGGCCCUCAGCAGUCCGGCAGGUUGGUGAGUGGAAGAAGGACGUGCUGUGUGUGUGAGCAUGUCCUGGGUAGGGGGGCGGCCAUGGUCAUCGAGGCCCUUGGCCUCAACUUCCACCUGGCCUGCUUCCAGUGUGUGGCUUGCUGCCAACAUCUCGGAGGAAGAGGGGCGGGAGUGCAGGUCCGAAUCAGAAAUGGGAGACCCUACUGCGAGUCCUGCUAUUUCCGACUCAAGUGUGAGUAUGGAGUCCGUAUGAUGGAAUGA